AUGACCACUGUCCAAGCCACGAAGGAGCCUCGUCUCCGAGGUGUAUCUCCCACUCCUAGCAAAAUCCCGGUGCGAUCCCAGAGACCCCCGCUUCUUCCUGCGGGUAAACCCAGCACCCUGUACCAGGAGAACCAAGAUCCAAAGAGAUUGAUGCAGAAGCCACUGGAGUCAGCAGGAUCCAGGCCUAAAGCCAUAAGCCAAACAGAGAAAUCAGUGGGGACCACUCAGCUUCGGAACCCCCUGGAGGAGCUCAGGCUCAGCUCAGGGGUACAAAAUGUGGGGCCUGGACCCCCUCCCCUAACAGAGGCUCCAGGGACCAUAGAGUUUGUGGCUGACCCUGCAGCCCUGGCCACCAUCUUGUCAGGUGAGGGGGUGAAGAGCUGUCGCUUAGGGCGCCAGCCCAGCCUGGCUCAAAGAGUACUGGUUCGUGGGAGCCAGAGACGUAUCCUCCAAAGGGACCAGGGUGCUCGGGCAUCUGCAUAUUUGGCCCCCAGAACUCCCAACCACCAACUGGCCUAUGCAAGGGCUUCCUGCUUUUCAAGGCUGGAGGGACCAGGACCCCGUGGCCAGACCUUAUGCCCCCAGAGGCUCAAGACUUUGAAUCCACCUUCAGGACUGUCCUUUCACUCUUCCACUCGCCCCAGUUUCCUGGAGUUACGAAGAGUGACAGGUGGCAGCAACCGGACAUCAGUGAAUCAGACCUCAGGAUUGCCUCUGGAGACCCCAACCCAGCCUGCUUCCUCUCUCCCAGAAGGAGAACAUCCUGAAGACAGAGGAGGCUCCCUCUGUCUGGCCCAGCGGGUACCAUUAAAAGGGACACACACCAAGGACAGCUGUGACUCCCACUUGAUGCCUUCCCCUGCCCCUGUGGCCCAGCGCAUUCCUGGCCGUGUGGUGCCAUCUUCUGUCACCUGCCCUUCCCCCUUUGGGUUGGCCCAGCAUGUACCUUCUCCCCACCCUCAGGCUCCGGCCUCAUAUUCAGUGUUACGGCGUCUUGCCCUUCGCCCCAAAACCCAAUUCACACCCAUCCCAUCCAUCUCCAGAGUUCAGCAGUCCCAGGGUCAAUGUAUGAGUGAUCUCUCCCCUGCGACCCGCCCUGAACCUGAAGAACUUUUCCUGCCCUGGGAGCAGAUUGCAGUACAGUUGUUUGACCAGCAGAGUUCUGUAGGGUUGCAGGAACCACCUGUGGCAUCUAAUGUACUCCCGCGAAACAGAACCCCCAACCCUCAGGAACUGAAGAUGCAGCGCAUCAGUAUUCUACAGAAGCUCUUGCGCCAGGAGGUAGAGGGGCUGGCUGAGGACAAGUAUGUGUCCCUUAAUGGGGGCUCCUCUUUGGAUAUGGUUGAACUUCCUCCCCUGCUGAGUAGGAUUUCUGGAACUUUGAAUACCCCAGAGCAUAAUUCUGGAACUUCGCACCUUCCUGAAUUACAGCACUCUGAGCUACCAAAGCCCUGCCUUCCAGAUAAGUGCGGGAAACCACAGCCCUGCCCUCCCACAGAGCCAGGGGUUCCAGACUCCUGCCAUGGGAGAGAGUCUGAGAUAUCAGAGCCCUCCCCUCAACAACAGCCUGGGAUAGCAGAGCCCUGCCCUCUGGCAGAGCCUCAACCCCUUCAGCAUAGCUCCCAGGGGAAUGCUGGACUCCCUGAGCCCCACCCUAGGGUAGAGCCUGAGACACCAGAGGCCUGCCCUGUGGAACCUAGACGCCCAGAGUCCACCCAACAGUCCCACAAUAACCAAUGUGCUCCAGUACCCACCAGCCUGAUCUCUUCCCAACACCCGCCUUGUGCCAGCCAUCCUGUUCACUCACUCCAGUCUCUGAGGCACCCACCACACCAGUCAGGCCCCAAUAGUCUGGCCCCUCGAACCCUGGCUUUGAGGCAGCGCCUCAGAGCAUGUCUGACUGCUAUCCACUGCUUCCACGAGACCCGCCUGGAUGACGAAUGUGCCUUCUACACCAGCAGAGCCUCUCCCUCAGGCCCCACCCGGGUCUGCACCAACCCUGUGGCUACAUUACUAGAAUGGCAGGAUGCCCUGAGUUUUAUUCCAGUUGAUUCUGCUGCCUCUCAGGGCUCUCCAUCAUGA
This is a messenger RNA of Chrysochloris asiatica (Cape golden mole), 2082 nucleotides long. It is a transcript of the gene TROAP, whose product is annotated as trophinin associated protein. Lineage: Eukaryota; Metazoa; Chordata; Mammalia; Afrosoricida; Chrysochloridae. The record is from RefSeq and is a predicted model, not a curated record. Bases 1 to 2082 code for a protein of 693 amino acids. The transcript is spliced from 14 exons.